AUGGCGCUUGAUGAUCGACAUCCACGUGCAGGCAUUGUGAAUUUUUAUUGACGUAGGAAGUAAGUCUUAAUCAUGAAGAGGAAAAGAAAUGAACCGAUGAAAAUAGGCAGUGACAACGAUUUUGAAAAAGCUGAGAAGAAUGGAGAGACAGAUGCCAGUGAAGAUGAUAGUGAAUAUUUAGAAGAUGAAGAUGUUAAAGAAAUACUGGAGGAAGAUGGUCAGGUUUCAAACUCUCUGGAAGAUUCUCGCUUUGAAGAAAGUACUAAACCACCCAAGAAAUUAGGAAAACUGAGCAAAGAUGAGCUUUUUAAACCACCAUCCAGGGAUGAACUUAACAACCUGAAAGAAGCUGAAACAUUAUUUCAUUCUAGUCUUUUUAAGAUGCAGACUGAGGAACUGCUCAAAGAAGUAAAAGUUAAACCAAAACUGAAGAAAAAGUUUGAACCAUGGCUUCAUGCUCUUAAGGAAUAUCUUUCUCAUCUGAAAGAGGAGCCAGCAUAUGAGCUGAGUGAUUUGUCCUGGCUAAAAAAGAAGAAUGUCAAAGUUCCUUUAGUUUGGGAACCACAAGAAGCAAAGGGAAAGUUUUGUUUUUUGCCUCCUUCCAAUAUCAGAAUAGUGGGAAGUUAUUUACUAGACUUGGUAUGCAGACCAAAUGUGACAAUUGAUGUAGCUGUUGAAAUUCCAAAGGAAAUGCUUCAACAUGGGGAUUUUCUUAAUCACCGAUAUUGUCGUAAAAGAGCUCUCUACCUAGCCAUUUUAGCUUCAACAUUGAAGAAGAGUGAAUUAGUAAAAGAGGUUUCGUUUACAUACAGUCAUGGCGACCCAAGAAAACCAUCUUUGCUUAUCACUCCAAUGGACAAACCAUUCACCGUGUGCUUGCUUCCUCAUCCUCCCAUGGAGUACUUCAAACUGUCAAGGUUUUUACCAAGGAAAAACAAUGUCAGGCCUUCUUGGUUUUUUGGAUCGUCCUCUACCCUUAGAGAAGAUGUCCCCACACCGCAUUACAAUGCUAGUGUUUUAAGAGAUUUAAAAAUGGUUGAAAAUUUAGAGUAUUUGUACCAAAAAUUGGGAAGUUCCCCAGGGUUAUGUGAUGCCAUCCUGAUGUUGAAAGUUUGGCUUCAUCAAAGACAUCUGGAUAAGAUACACGGAGGAUUCAGUGGGUUCAUCAUGACUAUGUUUGUGGCAUACUUGUUGAAGGUUCGGAGGGUCAGUUCACUAAUGAGUUCGUACCAGGUUUUAAGAACUGUGCUGCUUUCACUAUCCCAGGCAGAUUGGUGUAGUCAAGGUAUAACACUGUGUAAUGAUGUGUCAGACAGCCAACGAUGUAUCGAAGAAUUCCAUUCCCUGUAUGAAGUAGUGUUUUUAGACUCCUCUGGUUUCCUUAACUUGUGUGCAGAUAUGAGUAAAGAAACAUUUCAACGAGCUGAAGAAUUUCGAGAAUUUUGGGGACACAAAUCAGAACUUCGAAGAUUUCAAGAUGGAGGCAUCUGUGAAGCCGUGUUGUGGCCUGCCAGUAGUACCGCAGACAGAAGAAUGAUUUUCAAACUUGUUGCUCAGUUUGUUCUUGAAAAACAUGCAGGAAUAUCUCCUCAAUUUGUUGAGAUUAUUGGAGGACAGCUGGACCAUCUUCUGACAGUUCCUUGUUCUGCCCUUCCUUCUGAUUGGCCAUCUUAUGGAACAGGUGAAGAAGCUACAAUGGCAGUCAUUCAGAGCUACAGUUCACUGAUGAAGAAACUUCGAAGUGUUGAAGGUCUUCCUCUUUCCAUCACCUCAAUUCAAGGAAUUUCUCCUAUUUUCAGGGGUUGUGAGGUUUUCCCCCCUGUACCCAUUAGUUAUCGUGCGGGAAAGAAGAUGACAUCUCACAAACAAAACUGCACCAUUUUGAAAGGCAAUGUCGGUAUGGCACCAAGUUGGGUCCAACCGCUAAAAGUGGUAGUUCACAUGGAGGGUAGCGGAAAAUGGCCAGAUGAUGUACACGCUAUUCGUCGAGUGAAAGCAGCUUUCCACAUAAGACUUGCGGAGCUGCUGAAGAAACAAUUUUCUCUUACUACUGCUCCAUUUCCAGAAUAUGUGGAUAUUUUCAUGGAUGGGUAUGUUUUUCGAAUUAUUAUCGCAUGUCAUAAGGAGUUGAUUUUAUCAAGACAAGUAAUGACACCAGAAGGCAUAGUAGCUGUGAAAGACACUGAAGAGUCUCAGAAUCUUGAACGACAGACCGUUUUAUUGCCUAAGUUGACCAGCACUUUGCAGGGGCUCCAUGCCCAACACAGCAUCUUUAGCGCAAGUUGUAGACUUGCCAAGCGCUGGAUCAAUUCACAGUUACUUGGAGAUCAUAUCAGUGAUGUUUGUAUUGAAUUACUUGUUUCUCACCUGUUUCUUGCACCCACACCAUUCACAGUGCCUGGGUCACCGCAAGUAGCCUUUCUUAGGUUUUUAUUCUUACUCAGUAACCAUGACUGGCAGACUUCUCCACUUAUAUUAAACUUAAACAAUGAAUUCAAAAAGAAAGAUUUUGUGGAGAUUCAAAAGACUUUCACAUCUCAGAGACCCACCCUACCUCCCAUGUUCAUUGCCAUUCCACAGGACAAGGUGGUCUCCACAUGGACACGACAUAGUCCAUCUACUCGAAUUCUUCACCGUUUGACAAUUCUGGCAAAAGAGGCGUUAGCAACACUAGAGAAACAGCUGAAAGAGUCAUCUGAGAUGGACAUUAGGCAGAGUUUUGGGCAGUUUGUUAACAUGUUGAAUAGUUUCAGGGCAUGGGUUGGUAGGGCUCUGGAUUUUGGAGCUGGCGUUUCUGGUUCGAUUCCAUGUAAUACCACAAAAUAUUCCCCACACUAUAAGCUACAGGUGCAUUACAAGAGUGACAGUCAAUCACCAAGCAUGGAUGAUGGGUGCUGUCGACUGGCUACCUUCCUGCUCAUUUUUCGACCACCGUUGGAUCUGUACGAUGUUAUCAUUCACUUACGCCCACUACAAAUCCCGAAGCGCCACCUAGGAGUUGAUUAUCAAGAAGGAAAGAUUUUGUCAAAAUGUGAACCUUACAAAUACUCUAAGGAUGAAAAGCUGCCAGUAGUUGACUAUGACCCAGUUGUUAAAUAUUUAAAAGAAUUAAACGUAUGCUACAAAGAAUUUGCAUUAUUUUUCUAUGAUCAUUUUGGCGGCGAGUUUGUUGGUGUCCUGUGGAAGCCUUUCGCUUUUGAACCCAAACCUUUCAAGAUCUCUCACAUUGGUGGACGAAUGAUUAAGGGUAGUACUAAAGACGGAGAAGCUAAUAUAGUACCAAAUAUUGAAGCAAUAUUGGAAGACUUCUCAAUUCUAGGGACAGGCCUUGUAAGAUGUAUAGAAACAAAGACUGAAAAAUGGAUGAUAGACUAAACCCAAAUUCUUUAUGUACAGUACGCAGAAUUUAAAAAAUAAAAAUUAUUUGUGAAGUCAA
Molecule: messenger RNA, 3436 nt
Organism: Limulus polyphemus (Atlantic horseshoe crab)
Lineage: Eukaryota; Metazoa; Arthropoda; Merostomata; Xiphosura; Limulidae
Gene: Mat89Ba
Product: nucleolar protein 6-like
Exons: 22
Coding region: 73-3375 (1100 amino acids)
Biological process (GO): rRNA processing; tRNA export from nucleus
Cellular component (GO): CURI complex; UTP-C complex; small-subunit processome
Source: RefSeq, a predicted model, not a curated record